Schizophyllum commune H4-8 is the source of this 655-nucleotide messenger RNA. RefSeq lists its product as uncharacterized. The record is from RefSeq and is a predicted model, not a curated record. Lineage: Eukaryota; Fungi; Basidiomycota; Agaricomycetes; Agaricales; Schizophyllaceae. The coding region runs from base 30 to 521 and encodes 163 amino acids. The transcript has 2 exons.
GCGCCCUCCCCGCUUCGCCUCUCGCUACCAUGUCUCAAGACAGCUCUCUUCCAGACUACAACCAGGCUAACACUAUGGGCGGAGGUUAUGGACCCGAAGCACAUCCUAUCGUUGUCACUGUCCGUUCCCCACUACAGUUGCAGGAUUCUGCGUCCACCACGGCGCCUACAUCUAUGCCUCCCCCAAGUGUGGAAAGCGCCAGAGAACAUCUCAUAGCUGGCUUGUGCGAGGGCCUGCGAGCGCUUGUUGAGAGCACCAGAGCUCCACUAACAGGGCCGCUUGUCAUCGAGCACCGCGAGCGACGCGUUGCGCUCGGGAGGAAGCGCAUGGAGAGCAUGAGUGGGAGGAACGCUGCGCUCUAUCUCAAGUCUAAGUUCGGGCUGCUGGCAGCGACUGCGCCGGUGCGGAUCGAGGCGGCGUUCCGGCGAGAGCAGGAUGGAGUGCUAGAGUGGAUGGAGGUGGACAUGGACGCAUGGGAGGAGUUGGUGCCACAUAUGCAUCGGCUGAUUAUACGGUCGUGAAUAGGGUCACGCAAAGCAAUAUCAUAGUGUUCAAAGGAUAUGUGAACGGAUAUCUCGGACAAGCGCAUAAAUAUGGUGAUAAAGAAUGAAAGAACGCGUACACUUCGCGCUCUACUCCAGCUCCGACCUGGUCA